GCAUUCUAAUGCUACUCUGUUCCUGUGUGUAGGCUCACCUUCGUUCUCUUCAUUGACUACGCCUUCAGGAAGUCUGUGUGAUGUGGCAUAUUAUCAGUGGUGUUGUGUGGGCAGCAGUCAGGGGAUGACUGAUUAAUGUGACAAAUAACUAAGUAAGCUUUCUCUGCUUAGGGUGCUCACAAGCUCAUAAGGUACUCAAUUAAAACUCAACUCUUAAUAUAUUCUUGUCACAGAGGUGAAGAACCCAAGACCCUCAGAGCAUGCCAAGUUAAAAGCAUCUUAUAUGUCUCAUAUCAUCUUAUAAAUUAAAAUGCUGUUAAAAUACUACUAAAAUGAAUUAAAAUGCUUAGUGGCCUUAAACAGUGUAGUUAUUAAAAGAUAGUUCAUCCAAAAAUGAAAAUUCUGAUAUUAAUUACUUAAUAUCAUGUCGUUCCAAACUUGUAAGACCUUCGUUCAUCAAUUGAAAUAUUUUUGAUGCAUUCCGAGAGCAAGGAAAACAAAAAUAACAGCUUUUUUUCCAACAAUUUGUCUCCUCCGAGUCAUCCUAUAGCUCUGUUUUGGAGAGUGUCACAUAUGUAAAUAACGCAUGCUGUCAUGUUGCACGAACGCUAUACACGGAUACACUGUUGUCAUUAUUUACACUUUGAUCUGAGAGGGCCAGAGAGCUCUCGAAAUCCAUCAGAAAUAUCUGACGGUGAGCAAUUAAUGACAUCAUUUUUUUUUUUGUUGCUAAACUAUCACUUCAAUACUAUGUUAAUAUAUUAUACUGCAUUACUAACUUUAUUACUGAAGUGUAUAUACAAUAUUUAAUUAAAUGCAAUUAGUGCUGAUGCCAACAUUUUUUUAGGCUUUUUGAGCUUUGUGUCAUUUACCAGCAUGGUUUGAUGUACUUAAACUCUAUCUUGCAGCCUCCCAUGACUUAUUCUUUGCAUUUUUAAAGGAAGCCUAUCUCUUUUUAACUGGUAACGUUCCCCUUGAUGUCUGUUAUCACAAUGUUGUCAUCACCGAAUCUGCUGUUUGCUCACAGGAAUUCGCACUGAGCUUCCACCCAAGUUUUCCACAGCCCUGUUCUUUUUUACAGAGCAGACAUGGGAACGUCAUUAUCUAAACCCUUCUCUGAGUGAGGCCUAUGGCUGGCAAGCUUCCACUGAGCCUCACAAACUUCCUCCCACUAUUUACUGCGGUCUGGCGGACGGUGAAAUAAUGUUUAAGAACGGAAUAUCCCAGAAGUCUUAAAACCAUUUACCUAAUAUACCUAAUGCUCUAGAAAAUCAAAUCUGGCUUAAACCCCUGUACCACGGAGGUGGAAAAAAAACGGCGUUUUUUUCCACUGAUAGCUAACCUCUAACUUUGAAAUUUGUGUCAAGCUUUGCGUUUUUGCUUAAUCUACCUCAGUCUCCUCCUGAAGCAAAGCCUCUUCUGAAGAACAAUACUCCAGGAAUGUUUGAUCCCAUCACUGCAGCUCAUUCAUUUCCUCCGCUCAGUCAUCCUUCCCUUUGGGUACACAGUGCAUCGUUCAAACUCCAUUACCCUGCCCGUAUUCCCCAGUGUUGGAAUUUGUUUGACUAUUGUGCCAGCAGGCAGAUUAAUUAUACAUCUACUCUAUUUCUAAUAUCCUCCCUCUUACUUGCCCUACAGUCUGUAAUGUUCCAGAGCAAGGUGAGAGACCUUGUUCUCUCAUUUGCGCUCUGGGUGUUAAUUAGCAGGUUGUUAGUUAGGAGAUCUCUAUCAGUGAAACUAGCCAGCAGCUAUUUGAACAUCUGGCUGCUUUAUUUUUAUGUGAAUUAGACCCCGAGGUAUGCUGUUUGUCUAAUGUUUUCUGCUCUAACUGCCUUCUCUUAGUCGGCAAUUAAUUAGUUUGUCUGCAUAUUGUACAUGUGAAGAAGAGUCUUGCAUGUUUAUUUUUCGUAAUAAACUGUCUGUCUUUAAAAAUGUCGGUAGUGAGUUUGGUCAAAUCUGCAUGAGGAAAAUAUUGUGAAUUUGUGUGUGAAUUUCUAAUGAAAUGCCUGGAUUUUGCACAUAGGAAAUUCACAGAACAAUGGUAAAUGUGAUAUGAGCAGUAUUUUGAAAGCUUGAAAACCAAAUUUUUGGGGUAUUCAAGCUUUCAAAGAGAAUCAGUUGUCAGAUCUGGGAAUACAGGAGUUGGCAGUUAUGAAUCCUUAUAUUUCAUUUAGGAAAUUAUAUAACAUGUAUUUGAAUUCAAGCUUAGUAUUCUUAGCUUUAAUUGAUUCAUCUGCAGCAAUUAAAUAUUACAAAGUUUACUCAUCUUGUCCUGUUCUCUGGAGUGUUGUAUUUUUGCUCUCCCAGUGGCGUAUUUCUGCUUAGCUUUGCUGCCUCUAAUGUUAAUUGCGUUUCCACUCACCCUGCUUAUCUGACUGAUAUUUCACAACCGGGGACAUUUCAACACAUCUUCUAGUUUUGGUUAACAUUUUUCACACAGGCCGUGAUUCACCUCCCUCUGUUUUUGCACAACUCACUCUUAUUCUCUCAUUCCUAUUGGCCUAUUGCUUCCUGUUGUGACCUGGUGCAUUAUGGGAGCUGAACCGGGUGCAUCUGGUGGAAGGGCCGUCUCCUGAGUCAGCCUCUUGCAUGAAUAGGCCUGCCACACGGGAAUGCGCUCCUACAUUUACAAUAAGAAUUCUCUGAUUGGCUCGCAGGCCGAGCACUGUGGCAUGAGGACCUAUUUCUUCAGCGCCGACACACAGGAGGACAUGAAUGGCUGGAUCCGGGCCAUGAACCAGGCUGCACUGAUGCAGAGCCAUGGCGUGAAGAGAGAAGCCGAAAGAAGCUUCAAACCUGAGCAGCAUGCAGUCCCACAGAGCAACCAUUUCAGCAGCAGCAUUAAAAGCUCCUCCCAGGCCGAGGGCCUCCAGCAGACAGCACAUGUAGAGGUGGCAGAGCUGAGGCCGGAGAGAGAUGGGGAGGACUGCUAUGUUUACAGCAAGGAAGUGUUCGAGGAUCCUGUUCAAAUCUCCUCUGGAGAGAUGGAGAUGGAAGGGAUUUCCCAAUCAGGUGCCCAUUCUCGCCCAAGUUCUACAGUGCCCACUCACAGGAACGGGCUGCCCCCCACAGGCAUACCUCCUGAUCAGAACGGGAACGUGGUGUAUAAGAGGGGCCUUGUUCCCCGAACAGACACAGAGAAAAAGGUACAAAGAAAAACUGCGCUGGCUCAGGUCGAGCACUGGGUGAAGGUGCAGAAAGGAGACCCCAAAAGCCAUCCCACUGCUGAGUACACCCUACCCAGACGGACACCACCUCUCCAGCCUAAGUCCGUCAUGAUGGAGACGUACCAGUCGUUGCCAAAGACCACUCGCCACCACUCCGGAGGCAGUUCCCCACCAGUGCCCCGCAACCUGCCUAGUGACUACAAGUAUGCCCACGACCGUCUUAGUCACUUCCGUAUGUCCACUGAUGAGCGAUUGGCCACUAAAGAGGGCAUGGUGUGGCAGCUGUACGAGUGGCAGCAGCGCCAGCAGUUCCGCCAUGGGAGCCCCACUGCACCAAUCUACACCGGCCCUGACUACAUGGACACGUCUGCCUUCAGAGUUACUUUGGAAAUGCCACGAUCCAUAUCUGUGCCACCAUCACCAUGUGACAUACCCCCACCCGGCCACCCCUCCAAGUCCUUGUCCCCACGUAGGCCCCACACGCCCGCAGACAGGGUGACGGUACGCCCGCUGGAUGACUUCGCCACCGUAGACACUCCCAGUUUGGGUUCUCCCAGAGGAAUAUGUUCCCAGAUCUCAAAGACCUCACAAAUAGAGAGAAGAUCCAUGCCAACAAUGGGAUACAUCACACACACAGUCAGUGCGCCGAGUCUGCAUGGAAAAACGCCGGAGGAGUUGACCCUGCUGCUCAUCCAGCUCAGGAGACACCGGGCCAAGAUGGCCAGCGUGCGCAGCGACACAUUCACACACCUGCAGAACCAGCACAACGGCCUCUCGGGCCCCAGUUUGCAGGCAGAUGACACUUACAUCCAGCUGAAGAAGGACCUGGAGUAUCUAGACCUGAAGGUGGGCUCUAGUGGAUCUGCCUUCACCUACCUCCUCCUCUCAUCUUCUCCCUCUCUCCUCAAGGUCACUGGACGCGACUCGCUUAAAGAUCGACCACCUCGGCCGGUUAAAAUAGCUGAAAGUGACAUAGAUGUAAAGCUUAGUAGGUUAUGUGAGCAAGACAAGAUCCUACAGGAGCUGGAGGCCAGGAUACGCACACUCAAAGAAGAUAAGGACAAGCUCGAGUCAGUUCUGGAUGUUUCCCAUCAGCAGAUGGAGCAGUACCAGGAUCAGCCCUCCCAUGCAGAGAAGAUUGCCUAUCAACAGAAACUGUUACGGGAGGACGUGGUCCACAUCAGAGCGGACAUCUCACAGGUGUCCACGGAGAUGGAGAACGCUUGGGCAGACUACAGCCAAUUGGAGAGAGAUGUGGACAGACUGCGUUCAGCCCUUCAAGACCAGAUGACCUACAGUGCUCUCUCUCAGCAGGAGAAAUCUCAGCUGAGGAAAGAGCUGUGGCGAAUUGAGGACGUGCUUGCAGGCCUGAGCUCCAGCAAAGCCAACUACAAAGUGACCAUUGACUCUGUUCGUAAUCCAGGUGAGAGUGGGCCUCUGCCUGCCAUCACCCCCAUGCACUGGAACCCAGACCGAGAGAGGAAACUCGUGCCUUCAGCGUCAUUGUCCGCAGUGCCUUCUCUCUCUGUGAGCCCAUCCAUGGGUGAACUGAAAACUGCUCAGCCCAGCCCCCAUCUCAGCCCUGUGCUGUCAACCCAGCAGCCCUUGCAGCUCUUACAUACAGUGCACAAGCCAAAAUGGCCUGAAGAAGAUGCUCCACCCAGACCCCCUCUUCCUCAACUUUACAGUCCAGACGAACACCCCCCGGCUGUGCCCCCUCUCCCCAAAGAGACCUCGGUCAUCCGCCACACAUCAGUCCGGGGCCUGAAACGACAGUCUGAUGAGCGGAAACGUGAUCGGGAGACCGGACAGUACCCUAAUGGAGACCAUAAGGUUGAGAUACGAGCGUUCCUGAGUGAGCCUGAACUGCUGGCAGUUGGUGGCUUGAGCCGUGACAGUGGCUACCAAACUCUACCAAACAGAGGUUUGACAGGCUCAUCUUCAAGACUGAACCAGUCAUCAAACAUUUCAUCAUUUGUCACCAUCAGAAGAGGACUCACCACCACAAGCUUGAAGGAGAGACCAAAGAGUGCCUUGGAGCGGCUGUACUCUGGGGAACCCGUGCAGCAGCGCGGCCGCAUGAGCGCCGAAGAACAGCUGGAAAGGAUGAAGCGGCACCAAAAGGCCCUCGUACGGGAGCGCAAGAGAACGCUCAGCCAGGGCGAGCGGCAGGCAUCUUCGUCUCGUGCUUCCUCCUCCUCCACAUCCAGACCUGUGUCUGCAGACCUAGGAUCAUGGAGGAGAGAGCAGGACUUUGAUUUGCAGCUUCUGGAGCGGGCCGUGCAGGGUGAAGAGAGACCAGUCGAGCACAAAGAGAGACAGCGCUCUCAUUCAGACGAAUGGCUCACUCUGAGCAGCACACCCAUGAGAGAACUAGAUCUAGAGCCUUUGGACUACCAGCUGGACCUCAGCAAAGAGCUGUCAAAGCCACAGAAGGUUGCCAUCCCUGAGCGCUAUGUGGACAUGGAUCCAGAAGAGCCCCUCAGCCCUCAGGAAAUGGAGGCCAGACAUCGUAAAGUGGAAAGAAUCAAGAGCAUCCUGGCUAAGUCUAGUGUCCAGAAUAUACCUGCUCCAGCAGCUGUAGACAAGCCGGUGCUGCCGGACAUAGACUCAGCUCUACAGGAGCAAGAGAGAAUCAUCACCAUGUCCUAUGCCUUAGCAUCAGAGGCCUCGCUCAAGAGCAAACAAGUGGCAGCCUCACCGCCGGUUAACAGUCCCACCUCACUCCCUCAGCCUCCUCCACCUCCUCCUCUUCCUCCCCCUGCUCCCGUUGCCGUCUCUACGGCUCAGUCUGUUCCCUCUCCCUUGAGCAAUGGAUUUCACUACACCUUUGUCUAAUCAGAGAAAAAACAAAAGAGAAGGAGGGUGGAGAGUGUUUACCUGUCUACUAUUUAGUAAGCCAAAGCUGUGUCUGGAUAUUGAGGUGCUGUCCCAUUCUGAAAACCCCAACGAACUUAAACUCAGCUUGUCGAAUCACAUCGCUCAUACUUAGAGAUGACCUUAGCGCACUUUUGGACUCACAUGGGAACUCACUUCUGAAAUGCAUUUUUGUAGAGCUAUUAUUUGAUAUGGACUUUUUGCUGUGGAAACUGCUGUGCAUAUGCUGUACAAAAUCUAACCAUGAUAACCCAGAUAUAGAGAGCCAUUUUAUAUACAUUACUGCACUUUUAAUAUGCACCGUAUUGUAGAGAACAUUCAAAGCUCAUGUUUUACUUCUCGAGGCAAGACAGAUGUUUGGACGGAGUUCAGUUUGAAAACAACGGUAACGUAAUGGCAACAAAAAAAAAAAAAAGUAUUAUACAUGUGUAACGCAUUAUGAACAUGAACGGUACAGAAAUGUCAUGUCGAUUGUAUUUUGUCAAUUCAGAUGAUAUUCUUACACCAAAUCACUUGAAAUAUUAUUUUUAUGUAUCCAGCACUGCCAGUUUCCAGUUAGCUUGCCAAAUGCAUUUUAUUUUUGUUGACAAAGUUAAGGAAAAAAAAUAACAUUAAAUAAUAUUUUCAGACAGGAUUUGUGGGGAAGGGGUCGGGGAGGGAAAUGUCACAUACUUUUUUAAAAGAAACUGUAAAUAUUAAAGAUAUUAACAAGC
Messenger RNA from Puntigrus tetrazona (Sumatra barb), 6757 nucleotides. RefSeq names its product pleckstrin homology domain containing, family A member 7b (gene plekha7b). The record is from RefSeq and is a predicted model, not a curated record. NCBI's taxonomy places the organism in Eukaryota, Metazoa, Chordata, Actinopteri, Cypriniformes, Cyprinidae. The transcript is spliced from 23 exons. Gene Ontology annotation, molecular function: protein binding. The coding region runs from base 2613 to 6005 and encodes 1130 amino acids.